This is a messenger RNA of Pollicipes pollicipes, 1501 nucleotides long. Its product is annotated as protein FAM166B-like. The coding region runs from base 95 to 1258 and encodes 387 amino acids. The transcript has 3 exons. The record is from RefSeq and is a predicted model, not a curated record. NCBI's taxonomy places the organism in Eukaryota, Metazoa, Arthropoda, Thecostraca, Pollicipedomorpha, Pollicipedidae.
ACAUUCAAAAUUAUAUGUUAAAUCAGUAAGCUGUCCCUCCAAGUGUUUGGCUAACGGUACAAAUUACACAUAACUGCUCAAUUUGGGUUCAGAUAUGCCGCCACGUAAGGAAGACGGUAAAUUGAGCCCGCUGAUCACUCCUGAUCCCCACUACAUUCCCGGCUACCAGGGCCAUGUCCCCGGUUUUUUGUUCGAUUUUGGGGCCACAUUCGGUCAUAUGUCCAACAAAUUGCUCACCGAUCCCUGCAUACCGGGCUCAGGAAAUCUGGUUAGGCCGCUGAACUUCAACGUGGGGCGGUCCGACCCGUCGCUCGGCCCCCUGGUGCGCUCGUCAGGGUGCAACUUCCCGCGGCUGACCACCAACAUGGUGCCCGGCUUCUCCGGCCGGAUCCCCGCCUACGACAACGUGUUCGGCCUGAGCUACGCACGCGGCACGGAGAAGGCUAUACGGGACUUCGAGUGUAACCAGGUGAAGGCCCGUCAGCAGCGGCAGCACGUCAACGCACUGGCUGCCAUGAAUACUUGCAAUACUGGCCGGUCCGGCUACAACGCAAAUUGCCCGGUGCCGUUGUGGAGCCGUAACAACCAGGGCUUCCGAGCUGCUGGUGGCGGCACGUACGAAGGCCCGUACGACCGACAGGCGCCCUUCCAGUUUGUCGAGUCGCCCUACUUCAUGGGCAACGAUGACCCGCGCAAGUUCUUCAUGUCGGGCUACACGGGUUUCGUGCCCAACACCCAGCCGGUCAUUGGCAACGUCUUCCCAAUCACCACCAACAAGGGGCUGCGCAAGUUUACGGAUGAGCAGUGCCGGAUCCGUCAGAACUUCUGCAAGCCGGUGGUGGUGAGCACAAAGAGCCGCCAGUACGACCCGCCUGACGAGCAGGUGUACGACUGCGGCCGACAGCUCCCGAGAACGAUGAACAUUCCCGACAUAGGCGGCCAGUUUGACCCGUCUCUGAUGGUGGGCUGCGGGCCGCACGCCCUCAACCAGCACAACCCCAACGAGGACUUCCUCCUGAACCGGGCCAAAGUGUCGCCGGCUAUCAUGAACCAGGUGCCGGCGCUGGGCCAGGACCGGCUGCGCCGCAAGAUGCAGAUGUUCAAGCGGAAGGACCCGCACCCGAUCUACCGCGUCCAGGAGGGGCUGCUGCCCACCUACGGCGGACACGUGCCCAACCAGCAGUUCCGCUUCGGCGGCACGUUCGGAAAGGAAACGGUCAACGCCAGGAGCAUUCAUGCCGUUGUUGUUCGACCAUGAUAGCCACGACCGAAUUCAUCCGCGAACCUUUCAUUUCUACUUGCGUCAAAAUGCGUAGAGCAUCGACUUCCAAACGAGGUGUUUAAAACAGGCGCCGUUUUCGCCAUCGGCUACAACCUGCAUCGGAGCAAAACGGUGUCACUUAACGCCAGUCACAACGCGCGUUAACUGACACUCCUUCAGAAAAGUACGCUGAAUGUUUCCCGUCUCAUUUGUCAACAAUAUAUUAGUCUUGCGAGUACA